AUGAAGUUAUGGGAUGUUUUGGCCACGUGUUUGUUGCUCCUGAGCUCUGUUGCUACACGGCCUCUCUACCAAAACACUCAGCCAGCCAAGAGGACUUAUUUCCCCAACAGCUACAGUGAUUCUGCGUCCCUGUCUGUGGAGGACGACGAGCCAAAGUUCCAGCGCAAAGACCACAACCUGCAGGAGAUCUCCAUGGAAGAUCAAUAUGACAUCACAGGUCCCUAUCCAGAUCAGUUCGAUGAUGUAAUGGAUUUUAUAGAGGCUACCAUCGGCAGACUCCGGAGAUCAUCAGAUCCCAGCGGCGGGGGCCCCAGGGGACGGAGGGAGCAGAGACAGAGAGGAGCAGCAAACACAGGAAGCUCGAGAGGCGAGGGCAGAGGACAUGGCGACAGGAGGCGAGGUCGGGGGCGAGGGGGAAGCCGAGGUAGUAAAGGAGGCCGAAGCGAGAGGGGGAGAGAGAGGAUAUCAGUGCAGACUCGAGGCUGCUUGCUGAAGGAAGUCCAUCUCAAUGUGACGGACUUGGGGUUGGGCUAUCAGACUAAAGAGGAGCUGAUCUUCCGGUACUGCAGCGGCCCCUGCGUGGAGGCGGAGACCAACUACGACAAGAUCCUCAACAACCUCACACACAACAAGAAGUUGGACAAAGACACACCCUCUCGCACCUGCUGUCGACCGAUCGCUUUCGACGAUGACUUAUCUUUCUUGGACGACAACGUGGUGUAUCACACACUGAAGAAACAUUCUGCCAGGAAGUGUGGCUGUGUCUGAGGAAGUCACAUUGGACGUG
This is a messenger RNA of Scomber scombrus (Atlantic mackerel), 787 nucleotides long. It is a transcript of the gene gdnfa, whose product is annotated as glial cell derived neurotrophic factor a. Gene Ontology annotation, molecular function: glial cell-derived neurotrophic factor receptor binding; receptor tyrosine kinase binding; growth factor activity. The transcript is spliced from 2 exons. Gene Ontology annotation, biological process: positive regulation of branching involved in ureteric bud morphogenesis; negative regulation of neuron apoptotic process; peripheral nervous system development. Bases 1 to 768 code for a protein of 255 amino acids. The record is from RefSeq and is a predicted model, not a curated record. Lineage: Eukaryota; Metazoa; Chordata; Actinopteri; Scombriformes; Scombridae.